CCCAAGAAAAAUGAGCGCAAUGUGCUGAUUACGAGUGCUUUGCCAUAUGUAAACAACAUUCCUCAUUUGGGCAAUUUAAUUGGCUCGGUCUUGAGUGCUGAUGUGUAUGCCAGAUACUCACGAAUUCGUGGUGAAAAUGUCUUGUUCAUUUGCGGAACUGACGAGUAUGGUACUGCAACUGAAACAAAGGCCAUUGAAGAAAAACUAUCAUGCAAACAGCUGUGUGAUAAAUAUUUCAAGUUUCACGAUGAGACCUAUAAAUGGUUUCAAAUCGAUUUUGACCAUUUUGGUCGUACAAUAACCGAACAGCAAACAAUAAUUACCCAAGAUAUUUACUUGAAACUUGAGAAAAAUGGGCACGUUAUGGAAGACACUGUCACUCAGCUUUACUGUAACCAGCAUGAGUCGUUUUUAGCCGAUCGAUUUGUCGAGGGUACUUGUCCGCUUUGUGGAUACGAAGAUGCUCGUGGUGAUCAAUGUGAUAGCUGUGGCAAACUUCUCAAUGCUAUUGAGCUCAAGAACCCUCGAUGCAAGCUUGAUAACGCAGCUCCAGUUGCUCGCGAUUCAAAACAUCUUUUCCUGAAUCUUACCGGCCAACAAGAAAAGCUUACUGAGUGGUUCAAAAAGGCUAGCAGUGAAGGUUGCUGGUCUGCAAAUAGUCAAACAAUUACCAACAGUUGGCUCAAAGAGGGUCUUAAACCACGCUGCAUUACUCGAGAUCUCAAAUGGGGUACUCCAGUUCCAAAAGAAGGAUAUGAAAACAAAGUGUUUUAUGUGUGGUUUGAUGCUCCUAUUGGAUACUUUUCCAUCACUGCCAACUACACCAAGGAUUGGGAACUGUGGUGGAAGAAUCCCAAAGAUGUCAAACUCUACCAGUUCAUGGGAAAAGACAAUGUGCCUUUUCAUACUGUCAUCUUUCCUUCUACACUUCUUGGUACUAAUGAAAACUGGACUCUUCUUCACCAUCUCAGCACUACUGAGUAUCUUCAGUAUGAAUCUGGCAAAUUUUCGAAAUCUCGUGGAGUUGGUGUGUUUGGAAACAAUGUGGUUGAUUCCGGUAUCCCAGUGGAAGUAUGGCGCUAUUAUCUACUUUCGAUUCGUCCAGAGAGUGGCGAUUCAUAUUUUUCGUGGAACUCAUUUAUUGCGGCCAACAACACUGAGCUUCUUGCAAACUUGGGCAACUUUGUGAACCGACUCGUCAAAUUUAUUAAUGCCAAGUAUGAUGGUGUCAUUCCAGCUUACAAGACGACUGGUGAGCCUGAAACCAAGCUUAUUUCUAGCGUCAAUACCUUGCUUCAUCAGUUUAUUGAAGCUUUGAAUGACGUCAAGAUCCGUACUGGUCUUCGACUUUUUAUGGACAUUUCUGCUCGCGGUAAUCUCUAUCUUCAGGAGAAUCGUAUUGACAAUAGUCUUUUUGCAAACUCGCGUGAGCGCUGUGACAAUGUUGUUGCCGUUGCAGCCAACUUGGCAUACUUGAUUUCAGCUGUCGUGUAUCCCUACAUGCCGUCCACAUCCGAGGGUAUUCUUCGUCAGCUCAAUCUUCCCAUGCGCCGCAUCACUGACACAUGGAAUGCAGAAGAUAUCACUGCUGGCCAUAAAAUUGGUGCUGCAGAGUAUUUAUUCAAAAGGUUGGAUGAAUCUCUUGAAGAGAAGCUUCGCCAAAAGUAUUCUGGAAAGCAAGAUCCAGCUGCAAAGACGGGAACUGAUUCUGGAACAGCAACUGGGGGUAGCAAGAGCAAGAAGAGCAAGAGCGCCAAGGCUGCAGUGCCUGCCAGUAAUGUUGUCAAGACUCCUGAAAUGAUUGCUGUCGAGACUCGGAUUGCUGAGCAAGGUGGUAUUGUUCGCGAUCUCAAAACUGCCAAAGCUGAUCCAAAUGUUGUCAAAGAAGCCGUAGAUGCACUAUUAGCUCUCAAAGCACAGCUUGCUGCCUUGACUACUGCCUAA
This is a messenger RNA of Batrachochytrium dendrobatidis JAM81, 1944 nucleotides long. RefSeq names its product methionine--tRNA ligase MES1. Gene Ontology annotation, cellular component: cytosol; aminoacyl-tRNA synthetase multienzyme complex. Gene Ontology annotation, biological process: methionyl-tRNA aminoacylation. The record is from RefSeq and is a predicted model, not a curated record. NCBI's taxonomy places the organism in Eukaryota, Fungi, Chytridiomycota, Chytridiomycetes, Rhizophydiales. The transcript is spliced from 8 exons. The annotation marks the transcript as partial. Gene Ontology annotation, molecular function: methionine-tRNA ligase activity; ATP binding.